This is a messenger RNA of Alligator mississippiensis (American alligator), 1174 nucleotides long. Its product is annotated as olfactory receptor 11A1-like. Gene Ontology annotation, cellular component: membrane. The record is from RefSeq and is a predicted model, not a curated record. The coding region runs from base 203 to 1174 and encodes 323 amino acids. The transcript has a single exon. Gene Ontology annotation, biological process: G protein-coupled receptor signaling pathway. NCBI's taxonomy places the organism in Eukaryota, Metazoa, Chordata, Crocodylia, Alligatoridae. Gene Ontology annotation, molecular function: olfactory receptor activity; G protein-coupled receptor activity.
CAAUGGCUUCCAUGAAAGCAUUCUGGAAAUGAAUAUGCCGGACUAUUCACCUCCUGGAUGGAUCUCUGGAACGCGAACCUAGAUGGAUCAUUUUCAGGGAAAAUUAGUAUCUUGAAAACUCAGGAGAUGGACUGAUUCCUUGCAAUUCAAACGUGUCUGUUUUCUCACAUUUUUUGAAGAGCUGUAUGAAAUCUCUGAUGCCAUGGCAGAUGCAGAAGUAGGAAACCACACUUUGGUCACUGAAUUUAUCCUCCUGGGAUUUGAAAUUCUUCCAGAGUUACAAAUACUUCUCUUCCUGUUGUUUUUCAUACUCUACAUUGCAACCAUGGCUGGGAACAUCCUCAUCAUUGUGCUCAUCAUAGCUGUUCAGCAUCUGCACACCCCCAUGUACUUCUUCCUGGCGAACUUGUCCUGCUUGGAGACCUGCUAUACCUGCACCCUCCUGCCCAAGAUGCUGGCAAACUUCCUCACUGGAGACAGAACAAUUUCAUUCUCUGGAUGCUUCAUCCAAUUUUUUUUCUUUGGUAUCUUGAUAGUUACAGAGUGUUGUCUCUUAUCCGUGAUGUCUUAUGAUCGGUACUUGGCCAUAUGUAAACCACUGCAUUAUGCAGCCCUUAUGAGUGAGAGAUUUUGUUCCAGCCUUGCUGCUGGCUCAUGGAUCAGUGGAUUUAUAGUUGCCUCCAUUAUAAAUCUCUUAUUGUUACAAUUAACCUUCUGUGGGCCCAAUCAAGUUGACCAUUUCUUUUGUGACUACAUUCCAUUGAUUAAACUCUCCUGCAGUGACACUUAUGAGAUUGAUCUUACAGUUUUUAGUCUUAGCUUUAUUUUCCUUUUGCCACCAUUCCUUUUGACUCUAACAUCCUAUGUCUGCAUUAUCACCACCAUACUGAGAAUCUCUUCCACUACUGGGAGACAAAAGGCCUUUUCCACCUGUUCCUCUCAUAUUAUUGUGGUGACAAUUUACUAUGGGUCUAUAACUAUAGUCUAUAUGUUCCCACAAACCAACACCCUUAGAGCACUGAACAAAAUAUUCUCUCUUUCCUACACUGUGCUGACUCCAUUGGCCAACCCUCUCAUUUACAGCCUGAGAAACAAGGAAGUCAAGGAGGCUGUAAGAAAAGUUGUCUGUCUUUAUAGAUCUGAAAAAAGUUUAAGUAUUCUCAGACUUCAUUAG